Chrysoperla carnea is the source of this 920-nucleotide messenger RNA. RefSeq names its product jerky protein homolog-like. NCBI's taxonomy places the organism in Eukaryota, Metazoa, Arthropoda, Insecta, Neuroptera, Chrysopidae. Gene Ontology annotation, molecular function: DNA binding. Gene Ontology annotation, cellular component: nucleus. The coding region runs from base 90 to 920 and encodes 276 amino acids. The transcript has a single exon. The record is from RefSeq and is a predicted model, not a curated record.
CGUAUCUAACGCUGUGUACACAUUCUCGGUUAAAUACAGACUUUCUGCUGCUGAUAUUCAGUGAAAAAUAUUUCUACAAACAGUGUAGAAUGUCGAGCAAACGGAAACAUAAGACUCUACUUUUAAAAGAUAAAAUUGAUAUUUUAAUGAAGUUAGAUAGCGGAGAAAACAUCUCCAAACUUGCAAAAGAGUAUGGAGUCGGACGUGCUACUUUGCACGACCUUAAAAAAAAUAAACAGAAGAUUGUGGAACAUGUGAAGGCGAUGGAAUCUGGACCAGGAAAUCGUAAAACAUUAAGAGAAGGUAAUUGUCCAAAGAUGGAAAACGCUCUUUACAUGUGGUUCAUGCAACAGCGUUCUAAACACAGUCCUAUAUCUGGUGAAAUUUUGAAAGCAAAAGCAAUCGAGUUUUAUAAAAACAUUACUCAAAAAGAUGAUUUUCGUGCCAGUGUUGGAUGGUUUAACAAAUUUAAAAAGCGAUUUGGUAUACGUUUGUUAACCGUAUCAGGGGAAAAUCCCUCAAGCGAUGGAUCUGCAGUGCAGCCAUUUACCCCAAAUCUUAAAGAAGUGAAUGAACUGAGUCUUCUUCCGGAUCAAAUAUACAAUGCAGACGACAGUGAAGUAUUCUUGAGAUUGUUGCCCAAUAAAAAAUUUUUAUCCUCUAAAGAAGCAAGCUCGGAAGAAACACAGCAAAUGGUUAUAGCGGAAGAAAUAUGCGAAGUAGUACUAGAAGACGAAACUCCUGUAGAAAUAUUGGGGCCACCGACUACUGCAAUUGCUAAAAUAAAACCAAAUACAGCAUUCAAUUGUUUCAAUACCUGCAUAAAAUGGGCUGAAGAAAACGGUGUAUCUGCCAAUGAUAUAAUCAUUCUUCGAAAACUCAGAGAAAAGGUUUUUCAACAAGAACUAAAAGUUGCGUAA